Messenger RNA from Gastrolobium bilobum, 2054 nucleotides. RefSeq names its product stomatal closure-related actin-binding protein 1. Gene Ontology annotation, biological process: actin filament organization; regulation of stomatal movement. Bases 286 to 1770 code for a protein of 494 amino acids. The record is from RefSeq and is a predicted model, not a curated record. NCBI's taxonomy places the organism in Eukaryota, Viridiplantae, Streptophyta, Magnoliopsida, Fabales, Fabaceae. The transcript is spliced from 13 exons. Gene Ontology annotation, molecular function: actin binding.
GAACAUGAACACACACAAAGACAACAUAUGAUAUGAGGUUGACAUUAAAAUCCAAAACCCCACGGGCGGCACAACACAAGCCAUUCUCUUUCCCUUCCCUUUUCAAAAAGCAAGCUACAAUCUUUCCAUCUAUACUCUCUCUCUCUCUCUCUCUCUAUCUAAAAGCACUUCUUCACUGUUGUUGGAUAACCAAAUUGGAACAAUCCCUUUGCAUCUGAUCCUAGAAUCACAAGCCUAGAUACUCAUUUUUUAGCUUUUCAUUAUCUAGGUAAUUGCUUGCAAAAAAUGACAAGGGUGACCCGUGAUUUUGGUGAUACAAUGCAAAAAGAGGCAGUGCCUGCGGUAUCUUCUGAUGUGAUAUUUGCUUCAAGUCGGUUUCCUAAUUACAGAAUUGGAGCUAACAAUCAGAUAAUGGAGACAAAGGAUGACCCAAAAGUACUAUCUGUGAAGGAGGUUGUUGCACGUGAGACUGGACAACUGUUGGAACAGCAGAAGCGUCUCUCAGUUCGUGACCUUGCCAAUAAAUUUGAGAAGGGUUUGGCUGCUGCUGCUAAGUUGUCUGAAGAGGCUAGGCUUAGAGAAGCAGCAUCAUGGGAAAAACAUGUUCUUUUGAAGAAGCUUAGAGAUGCACUUGAAUCCUUAAAAGGGCGUGUGGCAGGCAGAAACAAGGAUGAUGUGGAGGAAGCUAUAGCUAUGGUUGAAGCUCUAGCAGUACAGUUGACUCAAAGGGAAGGGGAACUUAUACAAGAGAAGGCAGAGGUGAAGAAGCUGGCAAAUUUUCUUAAGCAGGCUUCUGAAGAUGCUAAGAAACUUGUUGAUGAGGAAAGAGCUUUUGCUCGUGCUGAAAUAGAGGAUGCCAGAGCUGCAGUUCAGAGAGUGGAAGAGGCACUUCAGGAACAUGAGAGAAUGUCCCAAGCUUCAGGGAAGCAGGACGUAGAACAAUUAAUGAAGGAGGUUCAAGAGGCUCGAAGAAUCAAAAUGCUGCAUCAACCAAGCAAGGUCAUGGAUAUGGAACAUGAGCUUCGAGCAUUGAGGGUUCAACUUGCAGAGAAGACUAGACAUUAUCUUCGACUUCAAAAAGAGCUAGCAAGGACAAAGAAAGGCGGGGAAAAUGUUCCACAUUUAUAUGAACUUGAAGGGACUGAAACGUUAGGUUCUUAUUUGCAAAUUCAACCUUGCUCUGAUAAUGCUCCUGAAGUUUCAACGUGUUCAAUUCAGUGGUAUCGUGUAUCAUCUGAUGGUGCCAGAAAAGAACUUAUUUCAGGAGCUACCAAAUCAGUUUAUGCCCCUGAACCUUUCGAUGUUGGACGCUUAUUGCAAGUUGAUAUUAUUUCAGAAAGCCAGCAUAUCACUCUUUCAACCACUGGUCCAAUAGAUCCAGCUGCUGGUUUGGGAACCUAUGUAGAGGCUCUUGUACGAAAACAUGACACUGAAUUCAAUGUGGUUGUAACUCAGAUGAAUGGUUCCCAUCAUCCAACUGAAUCUAUUCAUGUACUUCAUGUUGGAAAGAUGAGGAUGAAACUCUGUAAAGGAAAAGCGACAAUUGCCAAAGAAUACUAUUCAAGUUCAAUGCAGCUUUGUGGAGUUCGAGGAGGUGGUAAUGCCGCCGCACAGGCACUAUUUUGGCGGCCAAAACAAGGGCAUUCUUUUGUAUUAGCUUUUGAAUCAGAGCGAGAAAGGAAUGCAGCCAUCAUGCUUGCAAGGAGAUUUGCAUUUGAUUGUAAUAUCAUGCUUGCUGGACCAGAUGACAGAGCUCCUAUAGGGACCUGAUGAGCCUCCUUAAUCUUAAUUCUCAAACCUGUAAUUAUCUGAGUUUUUCUACCUUGUAUUAUUAGUUUGUAACAGUAAAAUAUGCCUUGUUAUUGUGUUAAAUUGAUAAUGAUUCAUACCUUGUGGUCUGAAUCCAUUUAUAUAAUUUUGUUUUACCUGCACCAAGGCAUUUUUUUUGUUUGCCUUUGUGUGUUGACUGUUGAUGUAAGUUUUAGAGGUUACAUUAUAGAAUCGGUGGCAGCCAUAUCCAGUGUUUGAGGUGCUAAUUGGUUGUAUUCGAUUGA